UUUCUCGCUUAGCAGCGAGCACUCACGAAGAAUCGUUCACAGUUUGCAUUCUUAGUAUUUCUGAAAAUGACCCAGCGUAAGGACAUUUGGCAAAGUCGAUAUUACACGAUUCCUAGAUUCUACAUGACUUUAGCAGGACUAUGGCCGUAUUAUCCGAUUUGCGACAGAUACUUUCACUUCGUGCCGAUAUUCACGAUUUGUUCGAUCAUCCUAAUACCUCAGCUAUUGUACGUGCUCAUCGCCUUGACGGAUCUCGAUGAUCUGUUCGAAUGCAUACCAACGAUAUUGAUCACGAUAAUAUUCAGUUUUAAGUUAGCGAGCUUAAUGAUGAACAGUGAGAAAGUAAGUAAAGAUUAUAUACGAUUCCACUGAUGCAAUUAAAAUUAC
Molecule: messenger RNA, 387 nt
Organism: Linepithema humile (Argentine ant)
Lineage: Eukaryota; Metazoa; Arthropoda; Insecta; Hymenoptera; Formicidae
Source: RefSeq, a predicted model, not a curated record